AUGUCCAAGCUCCUCCACCUAUGGAAGUUCCUUUCCGACAGGAACAAAGCCCAUAUACGGGCCGAGUCCGUACACCUCGAAGGUGUUCGAAAAAUUGUCUCAAAGGACAACUCGUGCUUAUCUGGACUGGCGCGGGCUGAGCUCAUCGAGAAUCUCAAAUUUGUCGCCAAAUCCAUCUCUCGAUUGAACCGAAGGUGCGAGGAUCUGUCCCUCAGGAGCUUCGAUCGCCUCCUUCAUAGUGCUCAUCACUCGAGCAAUAUAUUUGAAGAUACAGCUAAAAGCUCGACCAACAAUGAAACAACUAUGCUCCCAAUUCAGUGUGUUUUCCCCAAGUGGCGACAAGGGUCAGCCAAACUAAAAUCACACGAACCUCUUGAAUGGGACAUUGAGGACUUUGGUAAAGCCGAUGAGAGUAGUACAGGGGAGUCUUCUCUGCCCAAGAAGGAGAAAUAUCAAAGGCUUUAA
Molecule: messenger RNA, 465 nt
Organism: Striga asiatica
Lineage: Eukaryota; Viridiplantae; Streptophyta; Magnoliopsida; Lamiales; Orobanchaceae
Source: the annotation of a GenBank genome assembly